UAAACAAUCGUCGGCUAAGGUUACCUACGUUCAUCUUUUUAGCUCUGAAACUUGAAUUACAAAGCUCUGUAUAGGAAAGAAAUAGAGAGACAGAAGGAAGCUUUAACUCUCUCUUGGCAAUAUUAUCAAAGUCCAAACCUCACAAAAAACAGUCAAAGCUUAAAUCUUUUUGCACACACCCCAUUGAAUUCGGAACUCUUUGUUCCCAUUUCCUAGCUCCUCAUUUGUUGGUUCACUUACUAUAGUCCUUAAUUUAAGGAAUUUGGAUUGAUUUGGUUGUUUAUACAACCUUCCUUGUCAAAUGGGGAUUUCUUUUUCCUGCCCAUUUGCAAGAUACAGUGAUGUAGAAGAUGGCCUACGAUCUAUUAUUGUCAAGUCCAUCAAUUUGGAGAACGAUGAACUUAAAACACCAGUGCGAUCUAUCAGUAUAAGCGGUUGUGAUUCUGAACCCCCCAUAUUGAAAUCCUUAGGUUCUGGAAAUAUGACAAUAGAAACAUCUGUUAGCUUUAAAAAUGGAGAACUGGAAAAAAUGGUCUCAGUCAAGGCUCCUUCACUAGACGAAGAAUGCAAUGUGCCCAUUGAAUCAAACAGCCCAAGAAGUGAAGUGAUUAAUAAUCAAUCCCCAAGAUCAGAUGGUGAAGUGGGGAUGAUCCAACAAUCGCCAAUUUUGGAUCCCAACAACCCCAAGCAUGAAGCUGCACUAAAGUUGCAAAAAGUGUACAAAAGCUUCCGAACCAGAAGAAGGCUAGCAGAUUGUGCAGUCCUGGUUGAGCAGAGCUGGUGGAAACUCUUGGAUUUUGCUGAACUCAAGAGGAGUUCUAUAUCAUUCUUCGAUAUUGAGAAACAUGAAACUGCCAUUUCGCGAUGGUCAAGAGCAAGAGCCAGAGCUGCCAAGGUUGGAAAAGGUUUAUCUAAGAAUGAUAGAGCACAAAAACUUGCUUUGCAACACUGGCUAGAGGCUAUUGAUCCACGCCAUCGAUAUGGACAUAAUUUACACUUUUAUUAUAAAAAAUGGCUUCAUUGUCAGUGUAAAGAACCCUUCUUCUACUGGCUAGAUAUAGGAGAAGGGAAGGAAGUAAAUCUUGAAAAAUGCCCUCGAUCGAAACUUCAACAGCAGUGUAUCAAGUAUUUGGGUCCGAGGGAAAGAUUGGCCUAUGAAGUUGUUAUAGAAGAUGGAAAGUUCUUGUACAAGAAAUCGGGGGAGAUCCUCAACACCACCAGUGAUGCGAAGUGGAUUUUUGUCCUUAGCACAUCUAAGGUUUUGUAUGUUGGCAAGAAGAAAAAAGGUACUUUCCAGCAUUCUAGCUUCUUGGCUGGAGGAGCGACAUCUGCUGCUGGGAGAUUAGUCAUUGAGAAUGGCAUCCUAAAGGCAGUUUGGCCUCACAGUGGUCAUUAUCGGCCUACAGAAGAAAAUUUUGAGGACUUCAUCUCCUUCCUUAAAGAGAACAAUGUGGAUCUCACAGAUGUCAAGACGAGUCCUGUCGAUGAUGAGGAAGAUGAUUUGCCUGGAAAGCAAAGAAGCAGUAUUCAUCUUAGAAGCCACUCAUCUGAUGAGGACGUGACUCAGAAGUUGAAUGGCUCGGAGACUGAAGACUUAACUUGUGUAAAGACUGAUUCAACAGGAAAAGAGACUGAUACUGCAUCUGAUCUGUUCAUAUCAAGCCGAUUACGCAGUGUCGGUAGAGAUUUGGUUAAUCUUGAUAUACCGGAAAGACAUGAAUUGUAUGAGAGUUUAGAAAGAGAAAAUCAAGAUAUUGAACCAAGUUGCAAUAGUUUGCCAGUGGAACCUCUGGCUGAUGGUUAUGAAACAGCCGAAGAAGGAUUAACUUCUGAACUGGAUGGCAAGGCUCAAAAGCAGAACUUGUCUGAUGAAGAAGAACAGGAAGGGAAUGAAGUAGAAAUCAUUCCUGAAGAAUCAAUUCUCAAAAGGAUCAAUUCACAUAAAGAAAUGAACUCAUAUCAACUGGGAAAGCAGUUGUCUUGCAAGUGGACAACAGGAGCUGGACCCCGAAUUGGUUGUGUGAGGGACUAUCCCUCAGAGCUCCAGUUCCGCGCCUUGGAGCAAGUGAACUUGUCUCCAAGAAGUGUUGCCGGUUCAAGAUCAAACUUCUCUCCUCGACUCAUUAGUGGGUUGAGCCCAAGGGUAUUGACACCAUCAAGCUCUGGUAGGGAAAUGACACCAAGCACAAGUUCAGUCGAGGAAGGAAACUUCUCAGAAAGAAUUAUUCCCCAAUCAAGAACACAGUCCUUCCCAUUGAUUAGAGGAACAUCAUGAAUAACAGAAUUUCCUAAUUUUUCAUGAGUAAGAGCAGAUUACUGAUUCAUAUAUUCUUUUGUGUAAAUAGAAAGGAUGAUAUAGAAAUUCAUUGUCAUUCUCUUCAUUUACAAUCAUGUAUACAUUUUUUUGUUUAUUCAUCUUGUACAAAAUAAGAUGACAAUUGUAGAAUUUCAUGGGUUUGAUGCCCUUUUCAUACAAAAGAAGGUAUUCAUUUUUCUUAA
Quercus robur (English oak) is the source of this 2499-nucleotide messenger RNA. RefSeq names its product IQ domain-containing protein IQM2. The transcript has 9 exons. The record is from RefSeq and is a predicted model, not a curated record. NCBI's taxonomy places the organism in Eukaryota, Viridiplantae, Streptophyta, Magnoliopsida, Fagales, Fagaceae. The coding region runs from base 302 to 2275 and encodes 657 amino acids.